UUCUCGUCUUGUCUCUGCUGUGUUAAAGAACGAAGCGUUUUUUUUUUUUUUUUUUUUUUUUUUUAACUCUGUAGAACAAAAGAAAGCGAUUGUUCUUCUUCUUCUGCUGCUGCCCGUGAAACUGAAACAAGACUGUAAACGAAAGGUUUGGAAACUGUGAGCUCAAGGUCUUAUUCAACUUCUUCCGUCACACCGAAAACUGUUUAAUCAGAAUGGUGACAGUUUUGGCUCUGAUGCAUCAGUAAAUCGUAAGCAAAUAGAGGAUAAAGAGGAUUCAACAUGGGAGAACAACUGGAUCCAUUCUCCGGUUCGAAUCUUCCGGAUUUCAUAACUUCACAAAAGAUCGGUAGACCGGUUAACCUGGAAGGGCAGAUUAACCGUGGACACCCUUAUUCUGGCCUCAAGAAGAGAGGCCAGUCUAGUCGUUCAUGGGUGAAGAUUGACGAAUAUGGGAACUCAACGGUUUUAGAGCUCGACAAGGCAACUAUCAUGAAGCGUUGUUCUUUACCAUCCAGGGAUUUGAGACUUCUUGACCCUUUGUUUAUCUACCCGUCGAGCAUCUUGGGGCGUGAGAGAGCGAUAGUGGUCAGCCUUGAGAAGAUCAGGUGUAUUAUCACAGCCGAGGAGGUUAUUCUCAUGAAUGCUCGUGAUGCAUCCGUUGCUCAGUACCAGUCCGAACUGUGCAAACGUCUCCAGUCAAACCAGAACCUGAAUCUCAAAGAUGGACAGGUGAAUGAGCUUGAGAUGGAGGUGUAUCCUGUUCUUGAUGAAUUAGCUUCGAACAUCAGCACGCUUAAUCUAGAACACGUGCGCAGGUUAAAAGGUCGCCUCCUUGCCUUAACGCAGAAAGUUCAGAAGGUUUGUGAUGAAAUAGAGCAUUUGAUGGAUGAUGAUGAUGAUAUGGCUGAGAUGUAUUUGACUGAGAAGAAAGAAAGAUCCGAGGCUCAUGGUUCAGUGGAGCUAGAAGAUAACCUCCAUGAGGAAUUCGAAUCUUCUGGAAUAGUUUCCAAGUCUGCGCCGGUUUCACCUGUUGGUUCAACAAGUGGAAACUUUGGGAAGCUUCAAAGAGCCUUUAGCAGCGUCGUUGGCUCACACAGAAGCUUGUUAAGCUCCUCGAGCAGCGGAGAGAACAUCGAUCAACUAGAGAUGUUACUAGAAGCCUACUUUGUCGUUGUUGACAACACUCUCAGCAAAUUAUCAUCGCUGAAGGAGUAUAUAGAUGAUACAGAGGAUCUGAUCAACAUUAAGCUGGGGAAUGUACAGAACCAGUUGAUUCAGUUUCAGCUGCUUCUCACCGCAGCAACCUUUGUGGCAGCCAUUUUUGCGGCCGUAACGGCAGUAUUCGGGAUGAAUCUGCAAGACUCUGUUUUCAAAGAUCCGGCCAUGUUCCAGUGGGUUUUGCUUGUAACAGGUAUUGGGUGCGGGUUUUUGUAUUUUGGCUUUGUGUUAUACUUCAAGCACAAGAAAGUAUUCCCUCUCUGAAACUUUUGUUAGAAAGAUACAUGACUUACUCUUGUAAAGAUGAACGACUAAUGAUUUUCACAGUUUCAAACUGAGUUUAGGCUUCUUAAUCCAUAUAGUGAUAUAACA
Thlaspi arvense is the source of this 1590-nucleotide messenger RNA. NCBI's taxonomy places the organism in Eukaryota, Viridiplantae, Streptophyta, Magnoliopsida, Brassicales, Brassicaceae. The record is from the annotation of a GenBank genome assembly.